This is a messenger RNA of Diplodia corticola, 777 nucleotides long. RefSeq names its product deacetylase-like protein. The coding region runs from base 1 to 777 and encodes 258 amino acids. The transcript has a single exon. The record is from RefSeq and is a predicted model, not a curated record. NCBI's taxonomy places the organism in Eukaryota, Fungi, Ascomycota, Dothideomycetes, Botryosphaeriales, Botryosphaeriaceae.
AUGGCAGACGAUCAGCCGCAACCCCGCAACCGCAAGGAACGCCGCGCCGCCGCCAAAGCCUCCGGCACGCCUCUCUCCUCCGCCAAAGCACCCAAGCCCGCCGCUCCGACCGCAUCCAAGCUGGACUUCUCCCAAUCCACUCCAGCCGACAACGCCUCCUCGGCCACCGAAAACGACCUCGGCAUCCCCAUGGCGCUGCCCGACUUCUCCGGGCCGAAGGGCAAGACGCUCUACGAGAUCGCCGAGGAGCGCAUGCGCGAGCUGCACCGGACAGGCAAAGACGUGUCGAGCCUGGAAGGCGAGCGGGUCGAGUUCCCCGUCGAUGGCAAGGGCGAUGCGAUGCGGGUGUCGGGCGAGGACGACUUCGGCCCCGUCGCCGAGGCGCUGCUGUACGCCUUCACGCUGACGGCGCUGCACUUCACGCUCGACGUGCUCGUGCACAACCAGUACCGCGAGCGCAUCGCCUGGGCCGAGAUCUGGCCGCGCACCGCGCAGGUCGCGCCCAUCCUGUGGCUCGUCGUGUACAUGUUCAAGACGCCGACGGCGAUGCGGUUCCCCAUGCUCAGGCAAUGGGUCUUCUUUGCCACGGCCGUGGCCGCGGGGUGUUAUUGCGUCUAUGUGGGCAACGCGUUUGGAUAUUACGCCGUCAUGAAGCAGGCACCGCCGGUGGGCGUGUUGUGGAUAUGGACGGUGGUGGAACUGGAUUUGUUUUACGCUGCGGGCAGCGUGGUCAUUGUUCUGGGCUACACGUGGUGGAAUAGAUUCGGGCUGUUUUGA